Molecule: messenger RNA, 586 nt
Organism: Arabidopsis lyrata subsp. lyrata
Lineage: Eukaryota; Viridiplantae; Streptophyta; Magnoliopsida; Brassicales; Brassicaceae
Source: RefSeq, a predicted model, not a curated record
AUGGAAGCGACUCUCUCCAUCCAAAGUUUGAUUCUUUUUGUUUUAUUGGUUCAAAUUUCUUGUGUUGUUCUUUGUGAUGGGCUUAAGAGGUUUGUGAAAUUGCACUAUGUAUCGAAGGCUAUGUAUUACAGUGACAUAGUCUGAGCAAAAGUGCAGAAAGAAAGAGCUGUUAAAUCAGCAAGCGGCCAGACAACCGUCGGGAUAGAUCCACAGGUGAAGCGGACUUCCUCUGCUUUCAGCUACUAAAUCUAUCCUACAGAUUUGUGAACAUUGUGAAUCUCAAUUUGAACCAUCCAAUACUUCAAAUUUGUUGUUGUUGUUUAUUGCACCUUGUAUAGAAGGUCAUGCCUCGUUCUGGUGGCAUGGCCAUUUUCUAGGAUGCGUAAAGGAAUAGCUGUUAAUUCAGUAAGCGGCCAGACAACCGUUGGGAUAGAUCCACUGUUGUUGCGGUUUUUUCUCUCCGCUCUCAACUACUAAAUAUAUCCCACAUUUUCUCUACUUAUCAAUCCGAAUUUUCACUAUUGAUUGGUUCUGUGGAUUUGGUUUUGCGUAUAUAUUCUCUAAACAGACAGAAGACUUGAUUUGA